Menidia menidia (Atlantic silverside) is the source of this 1213-nucleotide messenger RNA. The record is from the annotation of a GenBank genome assembly. NCBI's taxonomy places the organism in Eukaryota, Metazoa, Chordata, Actinopteri, Atheriniformes, Atherinopsidae.
UUCACUAUCCAGAUGUCAGGUAGUUUUUUUUUGUUUUUUUUAAAGCAAAGUUAAAUACGUUUAGGUGAGUGAGCCGGAAACUGUGUAAUGGGUUGAGAGUAACAGAGAAUAUGGUAAGCUUUCUGUGAUGUCACCUGGGAGAGUGCUCCGCUAUAUAAGACUGAGCAAAUCAGGAGGGGACCAUGAAGCAACUCCAGAAGCCAGGAAAAGGGACACCAAACGACAAGCCUCAUAAUUUCUCUCAAACGCUCAACAGAAAGGAGCACAGAGGUUUAAACAAUGAAAACUGGCAGGUGCCUGACCAGGAUACAGACCGAAACUCUCUGUCAUCGAGUGAAAAUUCAAUGUUUAAUGGACCCAUUGAGUUCCCAAACAUGAAGAGGCACUCAGAGGGAACAUUUUCCAAUGAUUACAGUAAAUAUCUGGAGACAAGAAGAGCACAAGACUUCGUCCAGUGGUUGAAAAACUCCAAAAGGAAUGGGAGUCUGCUCCGACGUCAUGCAGACGGUACCUACACCAGCGACGUGAGCUCCUACCUGCAGGACCAGGCAGCCAAGGAGUUUGUGUCCUGGCUGAAGACCGGCCGCGGCAGAAGAGAGUAGAUUCAAACUGAGAAGUCCUCCUCUCAAAAUAAUGCAACUACUCUCUGCUGAUUCUUUGCCAUUAUGUAUGUUCCACAAUCUGUAGUUCCUCCUGAUAAUGUCAUCAGAUUCCCCUCUCAAGAAGACCCUCAGCUGUUGAAGGAAAUGCUGUGAAAAUGCAAAAACUUUAGAAAUGCAUCUCAAUCAUAAAUGCUGUUGGAAAUUUUACCAAGCAGUCAUUAUUUUUUACUGUUUGUCAGUUGAAUCUCCCUGUUAACAUACAUGUGGAGGAGUAUGUAGCAACAUCCCUCACCUUUGAUCUUCUUUGAGAACUUUUGUGGAUAGUCUUGAGAUUUUUUUUCUCGAAUGUCACAUUCUGUUUUCAAUAAAGAAAUGUGUACGAUCCAUCAGUUCCCUUUCUAAUACAUCAAAAUCCAGAGGGGUGGUUUAAAAUAUCUUUGGAGUUUUUUUCCACAGAAUAUUCAGAGAAUAAGUUAUGUCAAAUGCACCAAAUACAUUAAAUGAUGUCGAAUAAGAAUUAAACAAUGCACGUAUUAAUCAGCCACAAUUUCAAGAACAGUUUGAGGACCAUUUUGAUCCGUGUUUUGUCAUUAGAAGUGAUUCUGCAGUGU